UGAAGAAAUCUUCUCGCGUUAUUUCAAGUCACCGCGUUUAAUUUCCUGUUCCGGGGUCGGCGCGUGUUGCCUGAUCGUCUUGCUCGCUGCUGGGCUAGAGUUUUUUUCUGAUGUGUUGCGGAGCGCUGCUGUGGUAGGGAUGAUGAUGAUGGCGGAGCUGGUGCAGGGACAGGCCUCGGUGGCUCAGCCUGGAAUGAAAGCAGACGGCUUCGCCGACGCUUUACACCGGGCCCGACAGAUUGCGGCUAAGAUGGGGGGAGACCAGAUGCCCCAUCUGAACAAUUCCUCUCCGGUUGUGGACCCCUCACUCUAUGGCUAUGGAGGCCAGAAGCGCACCAUGGACGAAGGAGUUGGCAGCCAGCUGGGUGGAAUGGUACAUCAAAGGGCUAUUAUCACAGAAGACUACAAAGUGCCUGAUAAAAUGGUUGGAUUCAUUAUUGGGAGAGGAGGGGAACAGAUCACAAGGAUUCAGUUGGAAUCCGGUUGCAAGAUACAGAUUGCUGCUGAUAGUGGGGGUAUGAUGGACAGACCCUGCACCCUCACUGGAAGCCCUGAAAGCAUUGAGCAGGCGAAGCGACUGUUGGGGCAGAUCGUGGAGCGAUGUCGGAACGGGCCGGGCUUCCACAACGACAUGGACGGCAACAACACCAUCCAGGAGAUCCUUAUCCCCGCCAGCAAAGUGGGCCUGGUCAUCGGGAAAGGAGGGGACACCAUCAAACAGCUGCAGGAGAGAACAGGUGUUAAGAUGAUCAUGAUCCAAGAUGGUCCCAUGCCGACAGGAGUGGACAAGCCCCUGAGAAUCACUGGGGACCCUUACAAAGUGCAGCAAGCCCGUGAGCUGGUGGUGGAGAUCAUCCGGGAUAAGGACCAGGGAGACUUCCGCACUGCCAGAGGGGACUUUGGCUCCAGGAUGGGAGGAAGCAGCAUGGAUUGUGACUCUUCCCAGGUGGCUGUCCCGAGGUUUGCCGUGGGGAUAGUCAUUGGCAGGAACGGGGAGAUGAUCAAGAAGAUCCAGAACGACGCCGGCGUGAGGAUCCAGUUCAAGCCAGAUGAUGGCAUCAGCCCCGACCGUAUCGCCCAGGUGAUGGGCCAGCCGGACAGAUGCCAGCACGCAGUCCACCUCAUCAACGAGCUGGUCCACACUGCACAGCGAUCCCCCUUCCCGCCCCAAACCGGCUGGUCCCUGGAUGGGUCCAGCCUGACCCCAGACCGACCCGUCCUGGACCCGCUGGGCCCCUGGCCCGGUUUGGGGGACCUCAGUCAGUUGUAUGGACAGGAGCGGGACGGAUUCGGGGGUGCAGCCCGGGGCCGUGGCAGAGGACGCGGGGACUGGAACGUCGGGGCACCUGGAGGCAUUCAGGAAGUGACCUACACGAUACCCGCUGACAAGUGUGGCCUUGUGAUUGGGAAAGGUGGGGAGACCAUCAAGAACAUCAACCAGCAGUCAGGAGCCCAUGUAGAGCUGCAGAGAAACCCGCCGCCCAACACCGACCCCAACAUGCGCAUCUUCUCCAUCCGUGGCACCCCUCAGCAGAUGGAGGUGGCUCGGCAGUUGAUCGAUGAGAAGAUCGGGGCGUCAGGGCUGGGAGGCAACAGCAGUUUUGGCCUCAAUCCUUUCACCCAAGGCCCAGCCACCCCUCACCAGAAUGGACCGCAGACCUUCAUGACUGGAGGCUGGGGCACAACCUACCAACCAUGGCAGCCCCAGGGACAACAGGACCCCAGUCACAAUGGAUCCCAGACCGGACAGAUGGACUAUUCCAAAGCAUGGGAGCAGUAUUAUAAAAAGCUAGGCAAGUGUCUGUAUGUGUGAGGGAGGGAGGAAAUGUGUGGACGCAAGCUGUGAGCUACUAAAGGAGCCACCACUGACCCCUGCCUCACUGCCAGCCAAUAUCCUGCUGGCUAGGAUUCCGCCAACCCUCCAGCAAGACAGACUUAAGAUGUCUGAGGGUCUUAACAGCCCAGUCCUACCCCCACACCCCGUCACCCCCACCCCCCUUCGAAACAUCAGAUCUGAGAACCUCUCCUGCCCCCCUCACCACAAGCCCCCCUACCCUCUGAUUAUCCUGCUGUCCCCCCACCUGUCCGCCACACCAGAAAGCCCCCUCGUCUCCAUCACUACCGUCCUGCUGGCAGUGCCAUGGCAACCCUCUUGCUCCCCAGCACAGCUUGUGCAAAGGUGGAAUUAGUAGCCAUCUCAAUCUCUCUCAGCAGCUUGGACUUCAGCGGUCAUGUUAAGUUUUAUGCCGUUAGGUCAAAAAAAAGAAUUAACUCAAGAACGAGUGAUUUUAGAAGACCACUGGUGUGUCCUUACCGCUUUCUCGUAAAUUCUCAUCGAAGUGCUGCGUCUCCUGUGAGACCUCAUGCGCACAUGCAUGAACAUGGCAUUCUGACAUUCUGUUACAUUUCUUAUAGUAGCACUGCAGAUGCCAUUUCAGUGCAAAUAAUCACGCUUUCGGUGUUCUUGGACUUGGCUUUCAAGUCUGAAACAAUGUGGUAGGUAUAUUUUUUUUAAACAUUCUUACUCUAGAAAAUCUUGGUUUCUAUAACUGCAAAAGGAGUUAUAAUUCAUGAAAUGAUGGUCGUGGAAGUGUGGAUAUUUUCUUGGCACAGCAAAUAGCCUCACCCUAACCCUCAGGUGCGGAAGUAACUUUCAUGGUAAGACUUCAGGGUAACAGGGUUCCCACGGUCAUGGAAAUCCGGGCAACGUCAUGGUAUUUUAAAAUCCCAUUUUCCAGGCCUGGAAAAGACGUGAAAUUGAAUUUAGUUGUGCAGUGCACUGCCGAGUCUGAAUUUUGAGUGCCACUGCUGAAAUUUCACACGGUUUAUAAUUUAUAACAAGAAGUAAUGCAAACUAAGGAAGUUAGAUUUAAUGCUACAGGCCUAAUCUACAGGGCAAAUGACUAACGCCAGUCAGAAUUCAGUCAGUGAGUAGGCUAGUGCGGUGGGAAUUUUUAAACAAAGAUAUUAAUGUUGGGUCUAAACGGUUUUCAUGCCAUUUUUAACGCCUAACUCUGACGCUCGUACAGGGAAGAGCUGUAUUCUCAACUCAACUCUCUUGGGGUUAGCCACACCCACUACACGGCUAUAAGGUGCGAUUAACAUUGUCACCUAUAGAAGCAUGCCAGUUUCAAGGCUAGCCUAAAACCUAGUGUCAACAUCUCAUCUGAUCUGUCAUCCGUCAGCAUGUUUAGUAUGCAAUGUUGCCAAGUUUAUUAAUUUAUUACAGUCCUUAAAACAUUGGAUCGAUCAACUCGGUAUCAUUUUCAUGUCACAUCCCAAGAUGGAAACAUAACCUAAACCAUCAUACAGUACUUUUCUUUUCAACUGAACUACUACACUUGUCUGUAUGGAUCAGUCUAUUUGUUAUUUCUAAAAAGUAAAAAAGACAAAACAUAGCUUAUGUUAAUAUUAUAUAUACACAUAAUAUGCAUUGAUAAUACUACGACUGAUAAAGAAUAAUAAAAGUAAAAGCACUGAGGGUCCAGCGUCCAGCACUGUUUGUAGGUCUAAUGAAAUUAAUUAUGUUAUUGUACUCUUCCAUGGAUAAUAUUUAGUUGUGUGAAAUUUCUGCAGAGUAAUAGUUUCCAUUUUAAUUUGAUUUAGCCUUAAUAGUCUAUUAGAAAAGGAAUGAUGAGGGUGGUUGUUUAAUUUUUAUUCAAUAAUUAGGCCCAACCUGUAGAGUAAUAGAUGCAAUUUUGUGCCAGUGAGAAUUGUGAAUGGACUCUGAUAUUUCAUUAAGUGUCCUUGAAAAGGUGGGAACCCUGGGUGGGAACCCUGUGGUAAGAAAAGACAGUGUGGCUAGAUGGUCCGCUGUAAUGACUGUUAGCAGUGUUCUUUCUGCAUCUGUAAUGCAGGUCAUCUUUAAAUAUGUCCCAGCAUCUUAACCUCGAGCUUAAGAGUGAUUAUAACCAGGGCUUUGUGGUUGCUUAUGUUAGUUGAAUGCCACUCUGUAUACUGAAUACACUCCAGGCUCAUAACACGGAGGUUUUUGCAAGUCUCCUGCCAGAGCGUUUAGGCCUCUACAAACCUGCUGUGGUUGUAAACAGGCUGAUUUGUUGUCAUAUUUUAUGCAUGUGAUAAUGGUGUGGAUGACACUAGGCUGACUGGCAGUAAAAGUUUGACUCACUCUGCGUCACCCCCCCCCCCCCACCCCCUCGUUUGUGCAGGUCAGCAGAGCCAAGCCCAGAGCAGCGGCCCUGACUACAGCAAAGCAUGGGAGGAGUACUACAA
Clupea harengus (Atlantic herring) is the source of this 4233-nucleotide messenger RNA. It is a transcript of the gene fubp3, whose product is annotated as far upstream element binding protein 3. The record is from RefSeq and is a predicted model, not a curated record. NCBI's taxonomy places the organism in Eukaryota, Metazoa, Chordata, Actinopteri, Clupeiformes, Clupeidae. Gene Ontology annotation, molecular function: RNA binding. Gene Ontology annotation, biological process: regulation of DNA-templated transcription.